CGUUGGUGAGUUUCUCCCAUUAUGGCGGAAGGACCAGCCGUGCGGAUGGACCGUCUCUCCCACUCUGAUGCCUGUUUUGUGUCUUGAAGGGAGAGGUUUUAUUUUUAUGUUUUUUACGCUUCCCCGCGACCGCCCGCCGUCCUUUCGACUCGACUAGACUCUCGCGUUCGUCGGCGAAGUCAUGGCAGACCGCGGCGUGGAUUUGUCCGCCCUGCCAAAAGAGGUUAGAGACCAGUUGGCGGAGUUGGAUCUGGAGCUGUCUGAAGGUGACAUCACACAGAAGGGCUAUGAGAAGAAGAGAGCCAAGCUGCUGGCCUCCUACAUCCCCCAUUUGCCAAAUGUGGAUUUGUCUCUGCCAGAUGUACAGCUUUCCCCGAGCCACAGUGCUGACCCCAGCCCGAGUCCUGAGGCCCCGGGCCCCUCCACCUCUUCAGCCUCCAAACACCAUCGUGCACACCGCAGCGGAGGGGCCAGGGAUGACCGCUACAGAUCAGAUAUCCACACAGAAGCUGUGCAGGCAGCACUGGCAAAACACAAAGAGGAGAAGAUGGCACUGCCCAUGCCAACCAAGAGGCGCUCAGCAUUUGUCCAGUCUCCGAUAGAUACCUGCACACCUCCAGACACAUCUUCUGCAUCAGAGGAUGAAGGCUCACUGCGUAGAAAGGCAGCUCUCAGUGCAGUCCUCGCCCAGAACCUGCAGAGCCCCGAUUACUGGAUCAACCGCUCCGUCCAAAGCUCUUCCACGUCCUCAUCUGCUUCCUCCACACUCUCCCAUGGAGAGCCCAAGACCCAGCCACAGCCCCAACUGCAGCCUGCUGCCUCCGUGUUAGCCGACGUACUGGCGCACACACGCAUAGAAAACAGUGUCCCCCCAGAUGUGACAUCCUCCACUCCACAGGAGAGAGGAUCCAGGGUGGACCUUCCUCCAGCAGUCAGAGGCAUGAGCCGAGGACAGAGCCGCUCCAGCAUGCUGGAUACUGCUGACGGCGUGCCUGUCAACAGCAGGGUGUCCACGAAGAUCCAGCAGCUGUUGAACACACUCAAACGGCCCAAAAGGCCACCACUCAGCGAAUUCUUCCUGGAUGACUCUGAGGAAAUUGUAGAAGUUCCCCAGCCAGACCCCAACACACCGAAGCCUGAGGGACGGCAAAUCAUCCCGGUGAAGGGGGAGCCCCUCGGAGUGGUCAGUAACUGGCCUCCUGCCCUGCAAGCUGCCCUCGCCCGCUGGGGGGCCACCCAGGCCAAGAGUCCUGCCCUCACUGCUCUGGACAUCACUGGCAAACCUCUCUACACACUCACAUACGGCAAACUAUGGAGUCGCAGUCUGAAGCUUGCCUAUACGCUGCUGAAUAAACUGGGCACUAAGACUGACCCUGUCCUACAACCUGGAGAUCGGGUGGCAUUGGUGUAUCCAAACAGUGACCCAGGCAUGUUCUGGGUGGCUUUUUAUGGCUGUCUGUUAGCUGAGGUCAUCCCUGUGCCCAUUGAGGUGCCGCUGUCACGACAGGAUGCAGGCAGCCAGCAGCUUGGCUUCCUAUUGGGCAGCUGUGGUGUGAGUUUGGCGCUGACCAGUGAGGUGUGUCUCAAAGGGCUGCCCAAGACACCAAAUGGAGAGAUCAUCCAGUUCAAAGGAUGGCCAAGGAUGAGAUGGGUAGUGACAGAUACCAAGUACCUGACCAAACCAUCCAAAGACUGGCAGCCUCACAUCCCCACUGCCAACACAGACACCGCCUACAUCGAGUACAAAGCGAGUAAGGAGGGAACAGUGAUGGGAGUCGCUGUGUCCAAGAUCUCCAUGCUGACCCACUGUCAAGCCCUGACGCAAGCCUGUAACUACUGUGAAGGUGAAACUCUAGUCAAUGUGUUGGACUGCAAGAAGGAUAUGGGCUUGUGGCACGGCGUCUUGACGAGUGUCAUGAACAGAAUUCACACCAUUACCGUGCCAUAUGCUGUCAUGAAAGCCUGUCCCAUGUCCUGGGUGCAGAGGGUCCACAUUCACAAAGCACGUGUGGCCUUGGUGAAGUGCCGUGACCUCCACUGGGCCAUGAUGGCCCACAAGGACCAGAAGGACACCAACUUGUCCUCUAUCCGUAUGCUAAUAGUGGCUGAUGGAGCCAACCCAUGGUCCGUGUCGUCGUGUGACGCCUUCCUGAAUGUGUUCCAGUCUCAUGGUCUGAAGCCUGAGGUCAUUUGUCCUUGUGCCACCUCUCCUGAGGCUCUGACUGUGGCCAUUCGCAGACCUGGAGCACGAGGAGCUCCACUACCAGCCAGGGCCAUCCUGUCCAUGGGCGGUCUCAGUCAUGGGGUGAUCAGGGUGAACACAGAAGACAAGAACUCUGCUCUCACUGUGCAGGAUGUGGGCCACAUCAUGCCUGGAGCGUUGAUGUGCAUCGUGAAACCAGACGGGCCUCCUCAGCUGUGCAAGACCGAUGAGAUUGGAGAGAUUGUGAUCAACUCCCGAGCUGGAGGAACAAUGUACUACGGCCUGCCGGGGGUCACCAAAAACACGUUUGAGGUUAUACCUGUGAACCAAGCUGGAGCUCCCAUUGGAGAAAUUCCUUUCAGUCGGACCGGUUUGCUCGGAUUUGUGGGACCGGGGAGUCUGGUGUUUGUUGUGGGGAAGAUCGAGGGGCUCCUGAUGGUUAGCAGCCGACGCCAUAAUGCUGACGACCUGGUGGCCACCGCACUGGCAGUGGAGCCUGUCAAAACAGUUUACAGAGGGAGGAUUGCUGUGUUCUCGGUGACAGUGUUUUAUGAUGAGAGGAUAGUGAUUGUGGCAGAGCAAAGGCCUGACGCCAGUGAAGAAGACAGCUUCCAGUGGAUGAGUCGAGUACUGCAGGCCAUCGACAGCAUCCACCAGGUCGGCCUGUACUGCCUCGCACUCGUCCCAGCCAACACCCUCCCAAAGACGCCACUCGGAGGAAUCCACAUCUGUGAAACCAAGCAGAACUUUCUGGAGGGAAACCUGCAUCCCUGCAACAUCCUCAUGUGCCCUCACACCUGUGUUACAAACAUGCCCAAGCCCCGGCAGAAGCAGCCAGUGGACGUUGGUCCAGCUUCGAUGCUGGUCGGCAACCUGGUGGCAGGAAAACGGAUUGCCCAGGCAACCGGCAGAGAGCUGGGUGUGGUGGAAGACCAGGAUCUCAUUCGCAAGCACCAGUUCUUGUCCGAAGCUCUGCAGUUUAGAGCCCAAACCGACCCCGACCAUGUUCUGUAUGUGCUGCUCAAUGCAAAGGGGGUAGCAGUGUGCACAGCCACCUGCGCUCAGCUACACAAGAGAGCAGAGAAAAUCACAGCGACCUUAAUGGAGAGAGGAGGCCUCAACACAGGAGACAACGUGGUGCUGCUUUAUCCCCCAGGUAUUGACCUGAUAGCUGCCUUCUAUGGCUGCCUCUAUGCGGGUGUCAUUCCUGUGACAGUGAGGCCGCCACACCCACAGAACCUGGCUGCUACCCUCCCCACUGUCCGCAUGAUCAUCGAUGUGAGCAAAGCAGCCUGCAUCCUCACCACUCAGCCUCUGAUGAGGAUCCUCAGGUCCAGGGAGGCUGCUGCCAGCGUCAACGUCAAAACGUGGCCCACCAUCAUUGACACAGAUGAUCUCCCCAGAAAGCGGCCUCCACACAUCUAUAAACCUCCUACAGCUGAGAUGCUGGCCUACCUGGACUUCAGUGUGUCCACCACAGGCAUGUUGACUGGAGUCAAGAUGUCUCAUGCUGCAGUCAGCACUCUGUGCCGCUCCAUUAAGCUGCAGUGUGAACUCUACUCGUCACGUCAAAUAGCCAUCUGCCUGGACCCUUACUGUGGCCUGGGCUUCGUCCUGUGGUGCCUCUCCAGUGUUUACUCAGGUCACCAGUCCAUCCUUAUUCCUCCCCUGGAGCUGGAGAGUUCGCUGGCUCUGUGGCUGAGCACGCUCAGUCAGUACAAGAUCAGAGACACCUUCUGCUCGUACUCCGUCAUGGAGCUCUGCACCAAAGGCCUGGGAACCCAGACCGAGAUGCUGAAGGCUCGGGGUCUGAAUCUGUCGUGUGUUCGGAGCUGUGUGGUGAUAGCAGAGGAGCGUCCUCGCCUCUCUCUCACACAGUCCUUCUCCAAACUCUUCAAGGACCUCGGUUUGUCGUCACGCGCCGUCAGCACCGCCUUCGGCUCCAGGGUCAACCUGGCCAUCUGCCUGCAAGGCACUGCUGGACCAGAUCCCUCCACCGUCUAUGUUGACAUGAAGUCUCUCCGUCAUGACAGGGUGAGGUUAGUGGAACGAGGAGCGCCCCAGAGUCUUCCUCUCAUGGAGUCGGGCACUAUCCUACCAGGAGUGAGGGUCAUCAUAGUCAACCCAGAAACCAGAGGCCCGCUGGGAGACUCACAUCUUGGGGAGAUCUGGGUGAACAGCCCUCACAGCGCCAGCGGCUACUACACCAUCUAUGGAGAGGAGAGCCUGCAGGCGGAUCAUUUCAACACCAGACUCAGCUUUGGGGAGCCCCACACUCUGUGGGCCAGGACGGGCUACCUGGGCUUCAUCAAGAGAACUGAGCUGCUGGAUGCAAGCGGAGAUCGCCAUGAUGCCUUGUUUGUGGUGGGCUCCCUUGAUGAAACGUUGGAGCUGAGGGGUUUGCGUUAUCACCCCAUCGACAUCGAGACGUCAGUGUCCCGAGCCCACCGCAGCAUCGCAGAGAGUGCUGUGUUUACAUGGACCAACCUGCUGGUGGUGGUGGCGGAGCUGAGCGGCUCGGAGCAGGAAGCCUUGGACCUGGUGCCCCUGGUAACCAACGUGGUCCUGGAGGAGCACCACCUCAUCGUGGGGGUGGUGGUCAUCGUGGACCCCGGGGUGAUCCCCAUCAACUCCAGAGGAGAGAAGCAGAGGAUGCAUCUGCGAGACUCCUUCCUGGCAGACCAACUGGACCCCAUCUACGUGGCCUACAACAUGUGAACGCCCUUCACCGAGCGACGCAGGAAACUGAGCCGGGCUCUGAGAACAGACGUGAGGGAGAAGGACUCGGGGUGUGAACAGUAGCGAGCCCGACGUUGAAGCUCAGACACACGUUCAAAACACCAAACAGUGUGGGAACGCGAGAACAGCCCUGAAACAACGACAACAACAUGCUUCCCUCUCAGAAACUGCUCCUUCUUUGCUUCCACCUGUUCGAUCGCUGCAGUCCAGAGAUCUCUACUGUGGACGAAGAUAUUUCUCUCCUCUUCAUGGUAGACAUAUCUGUCAGCUGGAUGAAAUCUGAUCUUCAUCCUCUCCCACUCCUCCCUCAUCGAUCCAAUUCAUGUUUUUUAAGACAAUUUUCAAUUACAUCCUUUUAUCGGAGAAAGAUAAACCUCCCCUCAUUCCAUUCCUUUGUUUAUAUCCUGAACCAUAAAUCUUUGUGUGCUUGUUGUUUUUUUGUUGUUUUCGUUUUACACCCUCUAUUCUUGAAGGCGGGAUGGCGCACUGGAACUUCCCCCCUUUGCACUUUACGUCCUCUUUCACCCCUGAGUUCACUUUCUGUCUCGUCUGCCUCAAGGGGACACCCCCCAUGUCUGCUGCUUUCACAACAGCAAAUCCACAUCAGUAUUAAGAUUUAAAAAAGGAAAAAGUGCCACCAGCAUGUGCAGCCCACAGCGGCAGUCCUGACAUAUUACCUUCCUACCAGAUGCACCGUGGCUUCUUUCACUUCUCAUCGCAUACUGUAUUUGCCAGCAGACGUGGCAUCGGCAUUCACGUGCUCCACAAAAUGUCCGAAAAAUACACUUGAAUCGCCUGUUGGUGUGGGAAAAGAAAGACGUACAAACUCGGAUAGCAAAUAUGAAACAGAUUCUUCAUUUUCAGCGUGAGUAGGACAGUUAGAUAGUUCGUACGGUCGUGAUAGUGCUAAUAACCUUUUUUUUUUUUUUUUUUUAAAGGCACCAAUUUUUCAGAACAAGGUUUGAAGCUACGCCUGGUGUUUGGGUGUGCAUUCGGGUUGAAAAGGAAAAACUGUAGCAAGCCAAGCAGUCAAUUGGUUGGUUUUUCACUGCCUUUGCUGGAUGUUUAACCCCAGUUUGUGCCUCCCGUGUGUUACUUUUACAGAGUCACAGCGCUUCUAUGCAUCUAUUUCUUGAAUAAAUAAAUACCCAGUGUCAUAUAAAACACUGAAGAUUGUUAAAUAAUAUUAACAACUGGCUAUCUGUAGGUUUACUCUAUUAAUGUGCUGCACAGAAAACUUUUUGAACCCAGUUUGGAGUUGAAAAUCCUCAUACAGUUAGCUGAAAAUGACAUCUGGCACUCCUUUUCUUGAAAACAUACAAUAUUGAAAAGGAGAAUUUAUUUUACACCACUAAUUUCUGAUCAUUUUUACAUUUAGAUUAAAUCUACAAAUUAAGAUAGGAUAUACAGUGGUGCUCAUAGUUUUACAUACUCUGGCAGAAUUAGUAAAAUAUGUUUCAUUCUUUAAUGAAAACAUAAAUGAUCAGAGCAAAAACAAUUGUGUGACAAUAAAUAACUUUGUCUGACCGCUAACCCUGAAUGAAAGAAAAGUUUUUCCAUGAUCAAAUGUAUUUUCUAUAUCAAACAAAGGACAAUAUUUCACAAAUUUUGCCAGAGUAUGUAAACUUAUGAGCACAACUGUACAUAGAGUUUCUGGCUGUCAUUUUGGGAAUCUGGUUAAAAUAAUAAUUGACUAGCAGACAAUAUUUUUAUCCAGUUGGUGAUGAUUCUCUUCAGAAUAGCAGUGUGUGUGUUUAACAACCUUCUACACGUUUCUGUGUUUUUAUCUUAGCUAUGUGACUCAAACGUAAUCCAUGACAGCCACAAACUGGUGUCGGCAGAGCAGGCAGAUUUAAUCCUGACAUAUCUCUGAAACUCUGAAAACAGCAGCUGACAAAGAAAGUUUUCCUAAAGUCCUACAUGUGCUCAGACCUGGUGAUUAAAAUGUUGUUAUACUGUUUAAAGUCCUGCAACAAGUGGACCUUGAAUUUCCAGGCUUUACCUGAGUGUCUGAAGUGAGCUGCUAGCUUUCAGUCCCAGUGUAGUUUUCCCACCUGAAACAGAAGAACAUCUUUCUCUUAAUGCCGCAGUCGAUUAUGUAAACCAUCAGAAGGCAAGUCAGUGCCUUUUACUGUUGUGACAUUUAUGAUUUUGGAGUAUCUAAAAAAUGAGGAGAGAACUUUGCCUUACUAAACCUGUGGAACUUUCUGUAACAAAAAAAACAGUUGCACCAAAUCAGACGCCAGGUUCUAACUAAAAACACGCUCAUAUCACAUGUUUUUAGAGGAAGGGGGGUGUCUUGUUUUUUUUUUCUUUUAAGUUUGUGGUCAUGCCUUCCUGAUUUGAACAUUAGCGCCAUUAUUUAAACCAAUUCUUUCUGAAUGUCUGUAACACUGAAAAAAAUAAAUAAAUUAGGAACAAUCCGUAAGCAACCUGUGAUUUUAAAAAAAAUCUUCCUUAAAAAGAAAAAGUACAAUAAAUGAGGGUAAAGAUGUCUGUAUACUGUAUUUUAGAGGUCAGAUACUGUAUUACUGGUGUUCAUGUGUACAUGGAAAUCAAUUCUGUAGAUAAAAACUUGACUGAUCUUUCAUACUUGACAGCAUUUUUCUGCAUUGUUAAUUUAAUCGUAUCACAUCACAAAAGACACAAAAAGGUUUCCGAUUAUUUGGGCAGGAACAAUGUGCACUUUCCCAAUAUCAUUUUACGUGUGAGAGAGUGUGUGUCGGUGAGUGAGAGUGUGUGUGUGCUCAGUUUAAUGGUGAUACUUGGCUUUUAUGGUGCAACAAGGUUUGUCUUUUGUAAGAAAUUUAUCCCAAAAUAUUGAACCAUUUUUUUUAAAUUUCUUUUUUUUUUUUAAUGUCGCCUCCACUGUAUUUUUACUCUCUCCAUCCAUAAUUGGAAUUUAAUAUAUUUUGUAGGGGUUUCAUCAAUAUUUUUCCUGAUGUAAUCUUUAUUUGGAGCUGCACAACUUCUGCAAAACGGCCGCUUUGACUCCGAAGCGGCUUGACAUCGAUAAACCACUUUUCACUCACGUGUGCGAGCCAGUAAGUUACUCAUGAAUAACGAAGAGAAGCCUCAGAGCUCCUGUGUGACAAUUGCUUUGUCGCUACUGUUUCACUCCAAUGAGUUUUAAUAAAGUUUUAUAAUUUCAUGUUGGCCUUCAAGCCUUUUCAAUAGACACUGGUGCUAUUCAAUAAGGGAAGUUGCCAGAUUUUUUUUCUUUUCUAUCCUCCAAUGUCAUGAACAAAAAGGUUUCUUCCCGGAUGCCCUUUUUGUGUGAAAAUCGGUCGUUCUUUUUCCAUGCCACCAUCUUUAAAGUUUUUGCUCUGUCCAUUCUGAAAAAAAGUCUCUCAACAGGCAACUCGACACGGACAAUGCAACCUGACAUAUCCACCGUUUCCACCUGAGAAUUUGUGUUGAGAGGAACGGCGCGCGUACAUUUCAAACCUCCAGAGUUAUUCUAAGCACAAAAUGUACAUGUGAGGUAAAUGAAAUUUGGAUCUUUUCACACAAAAUCGAAAAUCUCAAGGGCCCACAAUGUAUACCUCAACAAUUGUCUGUUCACUAUGCAUCGUCGAGCUGCAGCAAAGACAUUCUGAACUAGUCAAUGGUGCGAUAACUUCUAACGUCUUACUUGACAAAAAUACUGUCACACUGUCAUUGGAUGUGUUUCAUGUCAAAUAAAAAAAUGCUUUGUCAGA
Amphiprion ocellaris (clown anemonefish) is the source of this 8643-nucleotide messenger RNA. It is a transcript of the gene dip2ba, whose product is annotated as disco-interacting protein 2 homolog Ba. Lineage: Eukaryota; Metazoa; Chordata; Actinopteri; Pomacentridae. Bases 182 to 4921 code for a protein of 1579 amino acids. The transcript has 38 exons. The record is from RefSeq and is a predicted model, not a curated record.